AUGAUCCAUCUUCGACCCGGAUUAGGCUCUUGGAGGUAUUCUGGAGGUACAUGCAGACGUUUGAGGCCAUAAUUUUGAACGUUGGACAUCAAUUCUGACAUUCGGAUGACAAAUUUCUUGAAAAUCCGUCAAAAAUCUUUGGGGAAGGGCUAAUUUUUGGAGUUAUUUGGAAAGAGAAUGAAGCUUCUAAAUUAGAGUUAAUUUUUUCAAAAACAUUAACUAAAAUUGACGGAUUUUCCAGAUUUUUGCCCUCCGAAUGUCGUCUUGGAUCUGAGCAGUGAAUGGACUGAAGUUCUGGCCACCGAUCGACUUCUUCAUUUAUGGGCCUUGGAGGGAUGUCAGCCCAAUCAUAAUGGGUAUUCUGGGAGGCUGCGGGCUGGGAUGUUGAUGAUCAAAAAGCAAAAUUUGGGUAAGGGGGAAUUUGUAUCAAAAACAAGCUCGGAAUUUUUGCUAGAUAAUGAGUGCUGUUGGCUUUAUUUUAUUGCCUGAAGGGGUGUCAAAAAAGCGAAAAGAUUUUUUCACAAAAUUGUUUUUUUUUUCGCAAAAAUGGUUUCGAGUACGUUUUUGGCCUGGAAUUUUUCAAAAUUUUGUCUAAAACACAGCAAUCCAUCUCAAAAAAUGCCGGAAAUCUACCCUUUCGGUCAAAAUUUUGCCUUCUUACAUCUUCUCCAUGAGGCCUCAAAACACUGUAAAACGCACAAAAUUUUGACUUACCGAUCUGCCAGGUCUUAAAUGGGGCGGGAAUUGAUCCAUCGAGCCGUAUACAUAAUGUCAAGGCCAAUUUCGGCCGGAUUUUACAGUAUAAAAAUAGUUUUUGGCGGGAUUUACAGUAUCCCUCACCAGCCAAAUUGCCUCUUUUUGUGCAAUAUUUUUCCUGGAUCUUGCUGUUCAAGGCGUCAUAGUCUAUUUUUCAAGGCCCUUAGGCCUUCUUAUAUUGUAAUUUUUGGCGGGAUUUACGGUAGUAACCCACCAGCCAAAAAUUAUUUUGUGGAUAACAAAUUAAAUAUAAGGUAAUUUCGAGUUGCAAUUGAGCUCGAACUCAAUUUUUUGAGCUCCUUUUUUCGAGUCUUUGACUUCAAAAUUAGCUUGUACUUGACAAGUCAGCGAUGAUAUUGAUAUUUUUUAUAUUUUUGCCCCUAAGCUUACGUAAGUCAUCUUAUAGAAAGUUAAGGCCUAUUACAUUAUUCAAAGCCGGAUUUGUCAUCGAAAGAUCCAGGAUUUUCUGGAAGUUUUGAUGAUAAAUCCGACUUUGAAAUCUUAAAAGCUUCAAAAACCCCGAAAAAGUCCCGAAAAAACCCCCAAAAAAUCCCCACAAGAUCCCACUGGACUCACCCGUCGACCCUUCUCCUACCACCGGGACGGCGGCGGUGGCGGAGGCUACCCCAACUGCAACCACCGGGACGGCAUCGGUGGAGGCAGUCGGCGUCUUCGUCGUGUUGGUGACGGCGUCGCUGGAAGCGGUGUUUUGGUGGCGGGACAUCUUUACAGAAUUUCGCGUUGAACCAGGAUAAGGGUAUCGACCGGUGAAUGAGCAAAUUGCCAACGAAAUUUUGGUGAAUUUCGAUAUGCAAAUUUCGAGUUUUUUGUGCAAAUUCGUGGGAAAGUUGACGUUUUUUUCAGAUUUUCAUUCAUAUUUUUUCAAUUUUUUUGAAACGUUUCUUGCAACGUGGCGAAAUUUCGGACGUUUUCGUGGAAUUUUGAAAGCAUCGGGACGGGUAUGGACAAGGGUUUUUGACUGUAUGGCAUAUUUUCGGUGAGUUUUGACAAUUUUUGUAAGAUUUCUUUAGAUUUUGAUGUAGUUUUUAAUUUAUAUGUUAUUUUAGAUGGUUCCUUUGGACAUAGAAGACAACAUUUGAUUCGAAUUGCCGCAUGAUGAGUUCUAGAUGAUGGGCAAAAUGGAAAAAGUAAGUUGUGUUUUGUUUUUGGAUUGUUCCACAACAAUUAAUCUCGCUUGCAGUCUUUUGUCUCACCACGAAAAUGGAAAGGAGUUUGGCAUUCUGCAAAAUAAAAGAAUUUCCAAAGAAUAUUUUUUUUAUAAAAACCAUUUUCUCGCCUUCCAAGUCCCGUUUCCUAGCCAAAAGUUCCUUUAGACGUCGGCAAGUUGCCAAAUGACAUGGGUAUGAACCAUCAAAGUCUAAAUUAUUACAUAAAGACACUAUAAUUGAUAAAAUAUAUAAAUCUUCAUGACUUUUUUAUAUUUAUUUUUCCCAUUUGCAGAAUGCCAAAAAGUGCCAAAAAGCCGGGAACUGAUUUUUGUUAUGGGGAAAGAUUGAUGGAUAACUCCUCAGCCGAGUAGUAAAUGUGCCGCGAUUUUUUGCAUACUGUUUGAUAAGAAUGUGUCAAUGUUGACUUCCAAGUUUCAUGCGAUUUUUCGUUAUUAUAAGUCGGUUAGACCACGGGAAAGAUUGCAAUUGUUGAAUACUUAAGGUGGCUAUAUCUUGCAAACUGUAAAAACUGCAAAAAUUAUUUUAGGUGGUGCAGAUAGAGUUCUAUUCCCUCCUUCUUAUUUACUAUUCACCCAAUCACCCGAUGUCCUCAAAAGUGAGAGGCGAUAAUAUUUGUUGGACCGUGUUUUUGUAACGAAGUGUUCAAAAAUUUCAAUCAAUAAUUGAGACGAUUAGCUAAAAAAGCGCUUUUCAAUUGGGAUUAAUUGUUGUGUUCGGAAUUUAGGCAGUUGCAUCGGAGUCCCCCGCGGAACUAGAAUCGGCAAAUUGAUCCCAGCGGACGGUUUCAUUGAAGAGAAAAUUGGCGAGUCGAUGGUGCAAGUCGUUGAUUAAUUGGAAACUAACUGAGAGGUAGGCCUAUCUUUGGUCGUAUCGUAGCAGGUUAUGACUGAAUUGAGGGCACGGAUUGUUAAUGGGUGUUAUGCUGAGGGUUUCUUAGAAUUUUCGGGAUAAAUUUGGACUCAUUUGAAGAUUUAUUGAAGAUUUACUGUAGUUUCAGUGUAUUUCAGGGAAAUUCUAAAAUCCAGGGGCAUAGGUUUUGAAGCAGCUUUUAAUUUAUAUGUAAUUUUAGAUGGUUCUACAGAGUUUUCUGAUACUCGCAGUUCUCCAAAGACCUUCUUCCAAGGCAACCUUCAUGCCUUGGAAGGACGGCCGAAACCCUCAGGCUUGGACAUGGACAUGUGAUUCGAAUUGCCGCAGAAGGAGUUCUAGAUGAUGGGCAAAAAUUAAAAGUAUGUUGUGCUUUGUUUUUGGAUUGUUCGGAAUUUAGGAAAUGGCAUCGGAGUCCCCCGUUCACGCAACAGUCAUGGGAGGCAUGUGGUGGCUGAAGCUUUGUUGA
This is a messenger RNA of Bursaphelenchus xylophilus (pine wood nematode), 3282 nucleotides long. Lineage: Eukaryota; Metazoa; Nematoda; Chromadorea; Rhabditida; Aphelenchoididae. The record is from the annotation of a GenBank genome assembly.